Cucumis sativus (cucumber) is the source of this 1772-nucleotide messenger RNA. Its product is annotated as protein trichome birefringence-like 42. The coding region runs from base 305 to 1564 and encodes 419 amino acids. Lineage: Eukaryota; Viridiplantae; Streptophyta; Magnoliopsida; Cucurbitales; Cucurbitaceae. The record is from RefSeq and is a predicted model, not a curated record. Gene Ontology annotation, cellular component: Golgi apparatus. The transcript is spliced from 5 exons. Gene Ontology annotation, molecular function: O-acetyltransferase activity.
GAGCAACCUCCAUCUAGUAGCUAUGUUACCUAUCAUUUCUCAGACGUGCCUACUCCCUCCGGUUGUAACUGUGUUUCUAUUCUCUGUUCUCUAAAGUACAUAAUGCAACAAAUUAUGGCACAAAACGUGUCUGAGGCAUCUAAAAGCGACCGCCCAUCAAUAUUUCAUAAGUGGGAUGCAAAUUCUCAUAGAGUAUUCGGGCAUUUUUGACCAAAACUUUCCCACUUCUUACAAACUCGUAGUGCCAACUAUAAUUGCCCCACUUCUUAUUGCUUGUGGGAAGGGGAAGUAAAGGUAUCAAGCCAUGGACAAUAGCUUUUUCAUUAAUCAGAGAUGGAAGCUUUGCACAUUUACAUGCCUCACAAGCAUUAUCAUUCUGGUGUUCUUGCUUAGUCAAGACCAUGAGACCCUGAACUUCUUAACUUUUCGAAGCUCGACCUCAUCGGUGUCAUCUUCAUUCAGUCUUGUUGACUACUAUGUUGCAGCUAGCAUUCAGUUGCAGCCCAAUGAUACUUCACUUCCUCUCAGUGAGGAUGAUAAACAUGAGAAGAAAAGCUGCAACAUCUUUGAUGGCAAAUGGGUUUAUGAUCCCAAGGCAAGUCCUCUCUAUGAUCAAACUAAGUGUCCAUUUCUUAGUGACCAAGUUAGCUGUCGAAGGAACGGCCGGCGAGAUUUUGGCUACGAGAAGUUGAACUGGGAAGUCACUGGGUGCAAGGUGCCCAGGUUUGAUGGCAAAGAUAUGUUAGAGAAGCUAAGAGGAAAGAGAGUGAUCAUAGUUGGGGACUCACUUAACAGAAACCAAUGGGAAUCUCUUGCUUGUCUUCUCUAUUCUGCUUUACCUCCUUCUCAGGUUUAUGUUGAUGUAAAAAGUGGCAGCUACAAGAUCUUCAGAGCAAAGGAAUACAAUUGUUCUGUGGAAUUUUUCUGGAGUCCAUUUCUCGUCGAACUAAAAGUCGACGAGGAAAAUGGUGCUAGAAUAUUGGAGCUUGACAAACUCUCAGCUAUGUCAAAGAAAUGGUAUGGUGCAAAUAUCAUGGUGUUCAAUACUGGUCAUUGGUGGGUGCAUCAGGGAAAGUUGCAAGCAUGGGACUACUUUCAUCAUGAUGGGAAGAUGAUAGCAACAAUGAAGAUGGAGUUAGCACUUGAGGCAGCCAUGAAAACCUGGUCAAAUUGGAUUGAUCAGAAUGUGGAUACGAAUAAAACAGCAGUUUUCUUUCGAAGUAUAUCCCCAGAACACAAGGGGAAGCAAUGGUGCUACAACGAAACCGAACCGUUCUUCGACGAGUCCUACCAAAAGAUAUUCCCUGAGUCGUUAACUGAAGUAUUCGAGAGAACAAUGAAGAGAAUGAAAACCCCAGUAAAGUAUUUGAACAUAACAAAACUAUCCCAGUAUAGAAGAGAUGCACAUCCAUCAAUUUAUGCAAAAAAGCAAGGAAAGCUUUGGGUAGCAACAAAGCAGAGAAAAGAAGAGAUCAUUGCUGAUUGCAGCCAUUGGUGUUUGCCUGGUUUGCCUGAUACUUGGAACAGGCUCUUGUAUGCUACUAUUGUGUCAGACUUCCAUUAAUAAGUCUCGAUCAGUACUACCAACUGAUACUCCCAAAUACCCUUUAGAUAUAUAAUUGAUACGCGAUUUGGCAUAGCUAUUUUAGAUUGGUUGAACCUUUUUAAUCAUCAUCUUCACGCCUGUGGCCCUACAAAGCCACGUAAAAAACAAUCCACUUGAAUAUCUUCAACAGUAUCAAUGAAAUUCAAUUCUUUGUUUUAUCUUUGUA